AUGACAGACCAGGUUAAAGGGGAUGAGCAUAACCAAGUAAAUAAUGGUAAAAAAAGAAAGAGAAAGAGAAAUAAAAAUAAAAAAAAUGACAACAAAACUUUAGUUGAGAAUUCCCAACCAAUACCGACACAUGUUUAUGAAGAUGAUAUCCAUCGACAAAAUAAAAAGUUCAAAUUCGAUGAUGAAGGAGAGAUACAGAAGCCCCAAGAGUCACGUGAACAGGAACAAGGUUCAGUGUCAGAUCAAGAGGAAAAUUAUACUGAAGAGCCUUUUCAACAGCAUGAAGUUUUUGAAGAAAUUGAAGUAACUGAUGAGGUGGGUCAACCAGAAGAACCAGAUCUCCCAGCCAAAAAUAAACAAGAAAAACACUACAUCGAUAAGAGCAAUUUUAAACAAAAACCUAAAUCCAAAAGGAAAACUGUGAUUUAUAAAGAUGAUGAAGAUGACGAAGAAGAAAAUAACACCUUUAAUUUUUCCCAGAAUUCAUUUCAGCUUGCAGCCACUGCCAAACAAUUGUUACAAAUUAGAGAGAAAUUACCCAUUUAUCAUCAUAAAGAUAAAAUAAUUGAAUAUAUUAAUAACAAUCAAGUUACUAUCGUCAUUGGUGAGACCGGUUCAGGUAAAUCAACACAAAUUCCUCAAUUUCUUAUGCCAGAAAACCAGAAAAUGAUUGCAGUAACACAACCAAGAAGAGUUGCAGCUGCAUCCUUAGCAGCGAGAGUAAGUGAGGAGUAUGGAUGUAAGUUAGGUCAAGAUGUUGGGUAUCAAGUCAGAUUUACCAAUAUGACCAACAGACAAACAAAACUAAAAUAUUUAACUGAUGGUAUGCUUCUACGAGAGAUCAUGCUUGAUCUGAACUUGACCAAAUAUUCGACAAUAAUUCUAGAUGAAGCACAUGAAAGAACAAUUUUGACCGAUUUAAUUAUGGGGUUUUUGAAACAGAUUAUUACUUCUGGUAGGAGGAAAGAUUUAAAAAUCGUGGUUAUGAGUGCCACUUUGAAUGCCGAAUUGUUUAGUAAUUUUUUCGAUAAUGCUCCUAUCUUAUACAUUGAAGGUAAAAUGUACCCAGUUUCUCAAUUUUAUCUAGAUGCUGAAUCUGAAGAUAUCGUGGAUACAAUGAUCAGAAGUGUAAUUCAAAUCAAUCUUAAUGAACCCGAGGGUGAUAUUCUUUGCUUUUUACCUGGUCAAGAAGAAAUUGAUAAUUGUGUUAAAAGCUUGGAACAAUUAGCACCUCAACUACCUAAAGAAGCACCAUUGAUUGUUCCUUUACCUUUAUAUGCAGCGUUAUCACCAGGUCAACAAUCUAAGAUAUUUGAAAAUUUACCCAAGGGAAGAAGAAAAAUAAUUUUGGCUACAAAUAUUGCUGAAACAUCCAUCACUAUUUCCGGUGUCAAAUAUGUUAUUGACUCAGGAUUGAGGAAAAUUAAAGUUUGGAAGCAUAAUUUAGGACUUUCUACAUUAUUGACUACUCCUAUUUCACAAGCUUCAGCACGACAAAGAGCUGGGAGAGCAGGGAGAGAAUCUGAAGGUAAAGUAUUUAGAUUAUAUCCAGAAUCUACCUAUUUGGCACUUCCAAAACAACAAGAAUCUGAAAUUAAAAGAAAUGAUAUUAUUUUACCAGUUUUGACAUUGAAGAAAUUAGGUGUUGAUGAUUUACUUAAUUGGAGUUGGUUAGAAUACCCGGGCCAAGAUGCAAUUUUGAGUGCAUUAAAUACAUUGUAUACAUUGGGAGCAUUGAAUGAUUCAGGGAAAGUGACUACAUUGGGUUAUAAAAUGUCUAUUUUGCCACUUCCUCCUCAAUUAUCAGUAGUGUUAAUAACAGCUGCAGAAUUCGGUGUAUUAUCACCAGUCAUUGAUAUUGCAUCAUGUCUUUCUGUCGAUAACUUAAUUACUAAUGUAACUGGUGAAGCCAGAGAUGAAAUAAAUUUUAAAAGAAGACAACAUUGUCCCUUGGGGAAUACCCAUGGUGAUUUGAUUGCAUUGUAUGAAUAUUUUCAAGCUUACCAAGCUCAAGGUAAAGAGUGGUGUAAAGAAUUGGCAUUCAGUUUUAAAGGUUUCAAAAAUGUUGAAAAAAUCAAAUAUCAAUUACAAGAAUAUAUGAUGACCACUAUUAAACAAGAUGACUCAUUAACUAAUGUUGAAAAGGAUAAACAAUUGGCGAAACUUAAGGCACAAUUAGACAAUGAGGAAACUGAUAAACAAUUGGAUGUCCCGUCGAUUCUCAAAUCGUUUCUCAAAGGUUACAUCAUUAAUACUGCAGUUGGGAUGCCAGACAGAUCCUUUAGAACAUUCAACACGGGGCAGUUGAUUUCCGUGCAUCCAUCAUCGACUUUAUUUGGGAAACCAAAUAUGGACGCAAUCAUGUAUAUAGAAUAUGUGUUUACUACAAAAGGUUAUGCCCGUAAUGUUUCGGCUAUUGAAUUAUCUUGGUUACAAGAAAUUGCCCCUCAUAUAAUUGGUGGUGUCAAAGUUAAUAUUAAUGACUAA
Messenger RNA from Candida dubliniensis CD36, 2487 nucleotides. RefSeq names its product RNA helicase. The coding region runs from base 1 to 2487 and encodes 828 amino acids. Gene Ontology annotation, cellular component: intracellular anatomical structure; catalytic step 2 spliceosome. The transcript has a single exon. Lineage: Eukaryota; Fungi; Ascomycota; Pichiomycetes; Serinales; Debaryomycetaceae. The record is from RefSeq and is a predicted model, not a curated record. Gene Ontology annotation, molecular function: ATP binding; RNA binding.